AUGCAAGGAAGCGGCAAGUCUACACUGGCAGUCAUUGCUUCUGGAGCCUGCCGAAAGCGCGUUGUCGACAUGGAAAGCCUUUUCCAAGAAGCGACUGGAUUUUCCACAGCGAAGUAUCGGAAGCAAUUUGGAGCCUCGAAUCACAUGCUUCGCCAGGAAGAGAUUCUUCGAAAUGCGCUGCAAACGUACGACAAAGGUGCCAUUCUGGUUUGCAAUGGCACUUCUUUAGAGAGGACUGGUCAGACGCUCCUCGAAGAGUUCUCAAGGACGCAUCCUGUCAUUCACAUCGUGCGGGACCUUCGCAGCAUCCACCAAUACCUGGAGGUAGUGGACAUGUCGAAGCUGCAAGGUUUGGUUGAAUUCAGUGGGCCUCUAUUCCGACGCUGUUCGAACUAUGAGUUUUAUAACCUCACCGAGAAUAAAGCGCCUUCCUGCAUCGCUCCCGCAAACCAACCAUCGGUUCCCGUUUUCCUCACAUUAAAGCGGACUGAGAGAGCUUUCUUGAAUUUUUUGUCUCUGAUAACUACUACGGAAACGGGGCAAGGUAAGCUAGGUUCACUGGAAGCCGAUUUGCCCCUUUCCGAGGUCGCUACUGAACUACGCAACCAUACAUGCGCAGUUCAAGCGCCUCUCGCUGUGCUGCAGUCCGAGGAUGUGGACAUCGAAGAAAUCGCAAUGGGCUCCGACGCUUUCGAGAUCGUCGUGGAUCCGGGUGAAGUGGAGUUCACUCCGCCGGGUCUGCCCUCUGACAGAGCUGAUCUGAUCACGCGUGUUAUAGCCAGAGUUCGCAGAGUCACUGUUGUCCCUAUCAUCUACCACGUUAUACCCGUGCCCGAACAGGAUCCGAGAUGGACGUCCUAUCUUGAGCAUGUGUUCCAUGGUUUGAGAUCCGCUCCAGAUUUUCUGACGGUGGAUAUGUCCCUGGAUGACGAGGCCAUUGCGGAAGUGGUGCGGGUGAGGGGAUCUACAAAAAUCAUCGGACACAUGCAUUCGCCUCUGAACUGGUCUAAUACAUUCUGGGUGCAGAAGUGCGAUGCUGCCGUACGGUUAGGUUGUACUGUCGUGCGCUUCACUCGGCCAGCGCAAUUCAUGGACGACCGUGCUAUGAUCCAGUGCUUCCGGAACAACAUCAAACAACACUUCCCCACGACCCCCCUCAUAUGUUUCAACACCGGCCGCGCUGGGCGCCAAUCCGCAUGCUUUAACUCGGUUCUCACGAGCGUUAUUCCUCCCAGUCUGAGGGAAAGCGACCAAUUCUCUGCGUUGGUCGAGCGCAACCUGGAAACUUCAUGGCUUACAAUUGAUGAAGCUACUCAUGCUCUCUAUGCGACCUUCACCCAUGAACCCAUGAAAUUCUACAUCAUCGGUGCCAGCGACGAGCACAACAUCUCAUCUGCGAUGCACAAUGCUGCUUUUGAGGCAUGCUGCAUGCCUCACACCUUCCAGAAUAUCCAAACCUCGAAUCUGAGUCGCCUACAGGACCUUGUGCGGGAUACCACCUUUGGGGGUACGGCUAUCACGCGGCCGUUCAAGAUCGAGGUUAUCUCAUUGACGCACUCGCUAAGCAAACAUGCGCGCGCCAUUGGAGCCGUCAAUACUCUUAUACCUGUUCGACACUUAAAUGAGGACGGUAGCAUACCGGAUGCUCUGGGACUUUUCAAGGAACGCAAUCAAGCAGGAACGAUCAAGGCUCUGUAUGGCGACAAUACGGACUGGAUAGGCAUUCGGGCCUGCAUACGGCGCGGACUUUCACCAGCCAAUGCCGUCUGCCAUAGCACUUGUGGUUUAGUCCUAGGAGCAGGGAGUAUGGCACGUGCAGCCGUAUAUGCCCUGCUGAAAUUAGGAGUGCGGAACAUAUUGAUCUACAACCGCACGCUUGCCAACGCGGAGAAUCUGGUCAACCACUUUACGCGCCUUGUCUCAUUUCCAAACACUCCAUUCUCACCCUCGAUUACUACGUCAAACCGCGUUCCUGCCUUUCGCAUUCUGAACUCGAAAGACGACCCGUGGCCUGCCGACCUGCCUCCGCCAACCAUCAUCCUAUCGUGUGCUCCUAUCGAUGCCAUGGGCGACAGUUUAGCACCAGACUUCACGCUCCCCAAACAAUGGUUACUAUCUCCCACCGGAGGUGUCAUCGUAGAAGUAGCUUACCGCACCCUCGACGAUCCCCUGACGGAAGAAGUCCGCGAGAAAGCAGGCCAGUCGUGGGUCUGUUUUGAUGGGCUGGACGUCCUGCUCGAGCAGGGAUUCGCGCAGUUUGAGUUGUUUACUGGGAAGCGGGCGCCGCGGAGGAUUAUGCGGGAAGCGGUGCUCAGCUCUGUGGGGAGUCAGGGGGAAAAGGAGGAUCAGGGGAUAGUGAGGUCGAGGUUGGACAAUGUGGUGGAUUUGGACCCUUGA
This is a messenger RNA of Westerdykella ornata, 2397 nucleotides long. RefSeq lists its product as uncharacterized. The transcript has a single exon. NCBI's taxonomy places the organism in Eukaryota, Fungi, Ascomycota, Dothideomycetes, Pleosporales, Sporormiaceae. Gene Ontology annotation, molecular function: shikimate 3-dehydrogenase (NADP+) activity; 3-dehydroquinate dehydratase activity; 3-phosphoshikimate 1-carboxyvinyltransferase activity. The coding region runs from base 1 to 2397 and encodes 798 amino acids. The record is from RefSeq and is a predicted model, not a curated record. Gene Ontology annotation, biological process: chorismate biosynthetic process.